Messenger RNA from Mya arenaria, 8460 nucleotides. RefSeq names its product diacylglycerol kinase theta-like. Lineage: Eukaryota; Metazoa; Mollusca; Bivalvia; Myida; Myidae. Gene Ontology annotation, biological process: lipid phosphorylation; intracellular signal transduction; diacylglycerol metabolic process. The record is from RefSeq and is a predicted model, not a curated record. The transcript has 22 exons. Gene Ontology annotation, molecular function: nucleic acid binding; ATP-dependent diacylglycerol kinase activity. The coding region runs from base 224 to 3121 and encodes 965 amino acids.
CCCAGCCUCGAGUUCAAUUCCUGCAGCUCGCUCAUUUCCGCUAGAAAAGUGGAACAGUCUUGGAGUGUUUCAGGAUUCUUCAAUUCAAGAUGAAGUGUUACGGAUUAACUUGAAUUGCGAUGAAAAUAUCACGCUUUUUCCAAUCAUUCGCUUAGUAGAUAUGUUGAUCUUAAUAUUCGUCACAGACUGAGUGCCAUUUCUGGCACCGGGCAAUAAAUUCUCCAUGAAAUGUCGGGGUGAAUUCGUCGAUUCGGAAAGCAAGAUGGCGGAUUUUGAUUUGGAACAAUUCGAGAAUUCCGACCGCUCGGACAGUCCAGCCACGAAUUAUCCUGAAUACGACGAUCGUGGACAUGGUCACUCAUUUGUUAAGAAGACUUUCCAUAAACCGACGUACUGCCACCACUGUACGGACAUGCUUUGGGGAUUGAUUGGACAAGGGUUGGUCUGUGAGGUGUGUAACUUUGUUGUACAUGAGAAGUGUCUGCGAACUGUUGUGUCAGCAUGCUCGAGCAUUGCGGCAACACUGGUAAAGAAGCCUGUGGCUCACUGCUGGUCAGAACCGGGCGUCUUCAAGAGGAAGUUCUGCAAUGUGUGCCGGAAACGCCUCGAGGACUCUCUGGCUCUCAGAUGUGAAAUCUGCGAGUAUUAUGCACAUUUAGACUGCCAUGACUUUGUUGUGAGUGACUGUAAGGAGUGUGCAAUAUAUUCUCCCAAUAUCACAAGGCAAUCUGUUGUACAUUACCACCACUGGCGAGAGGGCAAUCUGCCAGCCAACUCUAAAUGCCUGGCGUGCAAGAAAACAUGCUGGUCAUCCGAGUGCCUGGCCGGCAUGCGCUGUGAAUGGUGUGGCCUAACGGCGCAUGCUAGUUGCCAUCGCCUGCUACCAGCCGAGUGCAACUUUGGCAGUCUACGAGAGAUUAUGAUGCCAUCUAGCUGUAUGUCCAUGCCAAGAAUGGACCUCUCUGUCGAAACCAUGAUGGGCAUGAACAAGAAAACAACACGUACAAUAUCAGAAGACUGGUCGAGCAGUGGAGACUCCCGAAACGACGAGAAUGAUGAGAAAGAGCGCAGAUCGCCGCGAGAACGGGACACAAAAGACAGAGAGAAAGAUACUGAAUCGGAGAUCAUACGUGUAUUUGAUGGCAAUGCAUCCAUGAAGCGAAGGCUGUACAGGACAAUAUCAGUUCCAAAAAACGCCCCAGCACAAGCUAUACUGGAGGCAGCUUUGAAAACAUUCCACAUAUCUGAUGAUCCUAAAAACUACUAUGUAGCUGAGGCCUCCGAAUUCGCUCUGUUUGUAGGUGAGAAGGAGCUGGAUGAAUCAAAACCAAUCCGUUCCCAGCUCAAAACUCCGGACGGCAAACGACCCUCGAUAUUCCUACGAUAUCGGGAACGAGAUCCUGACAAAGGCCAGAUGAAAAUAUAUCCUGGUAGUCUAAAGGUGGCAUCUGGUCACAAGAACAUUACAGUAACCAGUGAUAACACUACAGAGGACAUAAUUAGGAUGGCAUUGAAAAAGUUUGGCAUGGAAGAUCCAGACACGGAAUCAGGUCAGUUCAGCCUGAUUGAGGUUCUCCUAGACAAGGGUGUGUCUGAGCGGACUCUUGAGAACUCAGACAGGCCUUGGGAGAUCAUCAAGAACAGCAGAAAGGAGUCGUUGCAUCAGAACCAGAUGACACGCUACUAUAUCCAGCAGAGAGAGGACCCACACGGGCCUAGCAUCUCUUUGUUUGUGGGAAACCUACCCACUGGGCUCUCACAACGACAGUACGAAAAAAUACUGCUCGACAUAGUCAGCAAACAAAAUAAAUGGGUGAGAUUUGAUGUGAUAUAUUAUGAGUACGGUGCUCUUGUGUUGGACUUCUCCCAAGCUGAGAAGGCGACACGGGUGUUUAAUAUCCUAAAAGAUGCUGUCUUCGAUGAGAAACAACUGCUAGUUCUUCUAUUACCUAAUAUACAGCCUCACAUGAUACCAGACAACACAAGCCCUCUGCUGGUAUUUGUGAAUGUGAAGAGUGGAGGCUGCCAGGGGCUGAACCUGAUCACAGCGUUCAGAAAACUCCUCAACCCUCACCAAGUUUUCAACCUGGAGAAUGGGGGACCCCUUCCAGGCCUAUAUGUGUUCCGAAAUGUGCCGUACUACAAGAUCCUGGCAUGCGGUGGAGACGGGACUGUGGGCUGGGUCCUCUCCUGUCUUGAUAAUGUUGGCCAAGACGCAAUAUGUCAGUCCCCUCCUCUCUCCAUUCUUCCUCUCGGCACAGGUAACGAUUUGGCACGGGUUUUACGCUGGGGACCAGGCUACACGCAGGAAGACCCUCUCAACUACCUACGAGAUGUUAUAGAUGCAGAGGACAUCAAACUAGAUAGAUGGACAGUGAUAUUUCAUCCAAAUGAAAAAGAGCAGGAUGAUUUAAAAGUAGCGAUAGCAAAUGACACAAACUCGGCGAACACGAAUGAAGACACCACCACCAUAUUUGUAAUGAAUACCUACUUUGGUUUAGGAAUAGAUGCUGACAUAUCACUCGACUUCCAUCAAGCUAGGGAGGAAAAACCAGAUAAAUUUAAUAGUCGAUUACAUAAUAAGAAAGUGUAUGUGCAAAUGGGUCUUCGUAAGAUGGUGAACAAGCACACAUGUAAGGACUUGCAUCGCUGUAUACGCCUUGAAGUUGACGGCAAGCUGGUGGAUCUACCUCCCUGUGAGGGGAUUAUUAUCCUUAACAUUUUAAGCUGGGGCUCUGGGGCAAACCCCUGGGGGCCAGAGAAAGAGGACCAAUUCCAGAAGCCGACCCACUAUGACGGCAACCUGGAGGUCGUAGGGAUCACAGGGGUCGUACACAUGGCCCAGAUACACAGUGGGCUCCGCACAGGGAUACGUGUCGCGCAGGGCGGGCAUUUGCGGAUCACGUUGUUGACGGAUCUGCCAGUACAGGUUGAUGGGGAGCCUUGGAUACAGCCUGCUGGUCAAGUUGUAGUUCUACGCUCAGCUUUAAAGGCAACAAUGUUGAAAAAAAGCAAAAACAAGAUCAGAAGAAGAAACACUGAGCCUAGUAUAUUUUUCCCGGAAAAUGAGGGUCUGAAAGCCCAGUCUCCUACUGACGAAAAUAGUGGUGGACCUCUUUAACAAAGCCUCUUUAUAUUAUCCUAUACAUAUUAGAUAAGUAGAGAAAUAUUCAUAGUGUAAAUAUGCGUUUUCUGAUCAUUUUGAUGAAUGUGCCCUGGAAUCAGCAUAUUUGUGAUCAGCAAUGGGACCCAAGUUAUAAACAGACAUACUGGAUAUGUAAAACUUGGAUAGGAUGGAAUGAGCAUAUUUAGAACUCAGAACUGAGAAUGUGUAAAAUGCUGGUGUAAGCAUAUGUAAAAUGUAAGAUGCAGGUUUCAUCCUAAAUUUGAAUAUAGCUGAGAAUAUUUGAACUUUAUUGUUUGUGAGAUCUUAUAAAAAGAUUGUGCUUUAGUCGAAGCUGUAAUGAAUGUAAUUUGUGUUAUGAAAUUUUUAGUAUACUUUUAAAUGUGUCACUCUGAUUUAAAAGUGUAUGAGUUAAUUGUUAUGAAGUAAAGGUAUUUUCUGAAUUUAUUUAAAUACUGAAUAAAUUCACAUAUAUAAGGUAUUCUUGAAAAUAUAUUGAAUGUGAGUUGUCAUAAGUCUUGCAUUAUAUUAUCAAAGAAAUGUUUGGCGGCUGAUAUGGGAUAUUAGCUUACAUGAAAGGGGAAUUGGUAUAAUGAAAUUUUAUUUAAUUUUAACAAGAAACUAAGUUCAUUCUGUAAUUAAGAACUAUAAACAUACCUUUAAAGAACUUCUUGUGCAUUUCAAUAUGUGCAAUAUUAUAUGGGAAUGAACUACUUUGAGGGUCUGAAUUACAAAUAGAUAGACAUUUUUUCUGUAUAUAAUUGUGAAGUAAUAAAAUAAUGCAUAUGAUAAUUCUAUGACUAGGCCGAAUGGAUGAACAGUGCAAUAGAAUUUAAGUGUGUUUGCCUGACGUUGUGUAUGUGUGGUUUUGAUGGUUCAAAACAAUUCAGAAGAAAUGUGAACUCUUUCCUUGGGCUAUUUGUCAAAGAAUGUGAAAUAAAAUCUGGUAAAUAGUAAAGUUUUGUGAGUGAUGCAAUAUGCUUUCCUUUAUUUAUUUUUAAAAGAUAACUACAGCAUACUUUUGUUAUUAUAGCAUAAAAAGCAAUCUAGAGUUGCAAAUCUAUUUCUAUUUCUUACUUAUUUGUAUGUGAAUUAUUUUCAAGUUGUGACAUACAUAUAUCAAUUAUGUACUCUGUUUACAUUGUAUAUUUAUCUUGAAGUACCCAGAAAAACGUAUAUACAUGUAACAUAAUUUAAUAUAUUGAACGGGUAAAUUAUUUGUUUGAAAUUAAAUAGUACAUGUACUUUCUAAUUUUUACUUCAAAGGUUUCUUCACCUUUAGAACUAGGUUUACUACCAUUAUAAAUGAGUUUAUUAUCACCUGAGAGCUCUAUUCACUAACGUCUUGAGGUUAAGUUUACGACUCAGGUCCCAAUUUCUUGAAGCUUCUUAAGUCCCUUUUAACAGGAUUAAGCUAAGCUGACUAUUUUUUGUUAUAAUAUGCGUUAUAUUUACUUCUUGAAGAGUUUUUAGACGUUAUUUUUAUCUUUAUGAUAUCACAAUAAACCAUUUUUCAUGUAUUUUGGCUAAUUGAAUAAUCUUUCUAAGCCUGUUAAGCUUAAGACAUUUCGAGAAAUUGGGGUCUUAGGAGUUUAGUUCAUCAGGAACAAUGCAAAAUAAAAUCUGGUAAAUAGUGAUGUUAUGUUAUUCAUGACAUAUGCUUUCCUGUAGUCAUUUUCAAAAGAUAACUCGGCACAAAAAAAAAAACACUUUCUGUUUAUUUUCAAUACUGUGUAAAAUUCAAUUUGCACUACUUUGUAGCAAAAUAGCAAAAAUAUGACACAAAAAUCGUUUCAAUUUACAAGUAAGAUUGACUAAGAUUCUGUUUUUGGAACCUUUGCCAGGACCUUCGCGAAUAUAGGUCAAGCAAAAAGUACCAUCAUUGAACACUUUAAAAUGAAUGACCUAUUCAGCAAGUUAAUUAGAUUUUACAUUAUAAACUUAUUUUAUGAUGCUGUUGUACUUUACUGACUUGGUUGUGAUUUUUAUGUUUUAUUAUUAUAGAUUGUUACUUUAUUUCUUUUGUUUGACAGAUCUCUUGGUAGUAUUUUUAUUCUAGCAGUCUUGGUAACACUCAUUAGCAUAACAAGGGCACAAUGCAAGAUCGACGUAACUCCGCAUACAGAAAGAUGGUCCGUGAUGCGCUGAGCCUUUGGUUAUAGUUGUAGCUUACAAACUUAUGAUUUGUUGUGUAUAUUCUAAAAACUACAAUUGAAAUUUGUUCGAGGAGAAGUAUUAAAUUGGUAUAGAAAUCGACAAGGUACAAAGUUAAAUGCAGAUUCACACAUUAUUCUUGUUACCCAAUUAAGCUCUUCUGACUAAAGGCCAGAAGAGCCAAUGCCAUGACGUGGUGUUUCGUCGUCCAUGUGUAUGUAAACAAUUGCCUGUGAACACGAUACAGUAUUUAGUUUAAAUUGAAUUUCAAUCAAACAUGUCAAAUAGUUAGAUAUCCAUGAGAGCACGGUUAAUUUCCUGGUUUAUGACCCUCAAAAUGCUGCAGCCUUAGCAAAAAAAUCUUAGGGAGACAACUUGAUGCAGAUAGUUGUGUAUUAAUGUAAUUGUUCUUUCCCUUAGCCCGAAAUGCUGCAGCCUUAGCAAAAGUAUUAAGAGACAACUUUGAACAGAGACAUUUGUAUUAUUGUAGUAGUUCCUUCCCGUUGCCUCUGAGGAACAAAUGAUUGCUUCCGUUUGAAUUUGAAUUCAGUAUAUUACCAAAAACAUGUGAGUAAAGCAUAACCCCUCGUUGGCCUCUUGUUUUUUUAUUCUAUUUUCGUAUUUACUUUUUGGUUUUAGAUCUACUAUAAUAUGAAUUUUUAGUUAAAGUUCCUUAAAUAUUAAUUGUUUUAGGGUUAAAUAGUUUUGCAUUUAUUUCAAUAUUUGAUACAAGUAAACAUGAUAGAAAAGGAGAAAUGUUCGGACAAAUUCAAUGAUAAAAUGCCAAGAAAUAGAGAUUUCUUUGAUCCGUGUGAUACCGGAAUUUCAAUUUGAUUUUAAUCAUACAUUUUGGAGACGCUUACCUUUUUAAAUUUGUACAUGUUGUUAUAAAUGAAUUUGAUCAGACGCAUUUAUAUGUACAUGUGGUAAAUCCAUAUGAUAAAGAAAAUUUAAUGUAUACAUGUUUCUACAUUAUUGAAAUGUGUUAUUGAUGUGUGUUUAAGUAUUGUUUGACUGGUAUUUAGAAUUUGGACAUGUGAUAACAGUCGUUUAUGUAUAAAAUGAUGGAACCAAUCUAUUUAUAAAUGCAUUAUAUCAUUUUUAUGACUAGAUUGAAUUUUAUCUCCACUGGUGUGAGUAUUUUGUGUUAAAACAUUUCAUGAUUAUACUUAGUAAUUUAUGUUUAAGUGAACUGACAAGAUGCUGCCAGCUAGGUUGUUAUAAUAUUUUUGUUGUAAUUAUUUAUAUGAUAUACAAUAAUUAGCAAAACAUUUGAUUUUUGCUUGUACAAUAUUAUGACUGUUUAGAAACUUUUUUGGAAGUUUGCAUUGUUCUUCAUUUUUCUGAUUGUACGGUUUAUGUAUAUUAAUAUAACGAAUGUUGGUUUGAGCAAUGUACAACUCUUAGACUUAAAAUAUGUUGACUAGAAAAAAAAUAGUUAUGAACUGUAAACUUUCCUUGAUAAUAUUGUUUUAUGAUAAUGUAUUCGUAAAUCAGGCCAGUGUAACUUUUAGUAAAUAAUAAUGCAGAAUUUCCCCAACUUACAAUCAGCAAAAUGAACGGACAUGCCUCUAUUGUUAUGUUGUACAUCUGAAAAGAAUUUGGCAGGCUGUUACAUAUGAACAUCUCUCUCAAUGUAAAAAACUUACGUGUGUUACUUACUUUUACAUGGCCACACCCCUCUCUGCAUGUGAAAUAUUUUGUACUAAGUAGGCUUAUUUACGCCAGGCCCAAAUUUCUCUAAUAAUUUCCAAUGUAAAGUGUUCAAUAUCUUAAUACUUUAUUUGGCCAAAUUUAUUGCUUAAACAUGAUUUUACAAGUCAGUUUUCAUGAUUAUCUUUAAAAGCCUCAAUAUUCCUCAGAGUUGUGCAUUGCACAAUGUAUACAAAGCUGAGCUAGAUUCUACUAUAAGGGACUAUUUUGUAUUAAGUAUAUACAGUAGGCCUUCUACUCCACAUUUGAAAGGCUAUAACAUAUAGAUACCUCUUUCUCUGUAAUUUUGUAUUAAGUACAUAUAAAAGAGGAUUUUUUAUUACACAUUAUAAGAAAUGGCAGAAUCUACAUAUGGCAGGCUUUAACAUAUGGACACAUGGUUUAUAUGAAGUAUGCCUUUUAUUCCAUUUUUGACGGUCUGAUACAUGGGAACACCUCUGCAUGUGAAAUUUGUAUAAACGUAGGCCUUGACUCCAGCCCUUUAAGUCCGGAUUUGACAGGCUGUAUCAUAUAGACACCUCUAUUUCGCUUGAAUAUUUUGUAUUAAUUAUGUAAAAUGAGCCAGCAGGUUACCAUCAGGAUAUCUCUCUAUAUGUGGACUUUUUUGUAUUACAUAUAUAAAGAGCAGAUUUUUGACUCCAGAUUUCGCAUAGUGUUAACAUAUAGGCAACUCUUUGUAUGCGAUUAAAUAUAUUGCCAUAUAAGAAGUUUAACAAAUCGGUAAAAGUGAGUGAAAAGUUUGCCUGUAAAUCAGAAAGCUAUGUAAUCGACUACUUUAAUAAUUAUAUAAUACUUCUAUCAUAAUAAUUUGCAACCUUCAGGAUACAUCCCUAUUGAUAGCUUUUUAACUUCGGAUUAUUGUACAUUUGCAAGGGUUGUUUUUGGCUCGGACAUUUGCAUAAAAACAGUAGGAAGUACCUUGAAAUUAGUAUAAAUGACGAUGGAAACAAUUUCAAAUGAGGUGUAAGGCACUUUACUCUACGGUAAGCAUGAAUCCGUUGUAUUAAAACACCAGACUAUUUUUCAGGAUUAACAAUUAGCAGCUGUUAGAAACCCUGUUUUAUAUACGGACAUAAAUCAUAUUUCGAAGUAAAUUGACCAUAAAUACUCUGAGAGGCUGUCCGGAUUUUCAAUCACAUAACAGGGAACUAUUAUUUGACAUGAGGAACACUUUUUAUUUCCAACUAGAUCUACAUGAACAUUUUCGUCAUCUAUCCUGCAAUUUCUGAAACAAGUAUGUAACCUGUUGUCAAUAAAUCAACAUAUUGUAGUUGCCCUAUGGCCCCACCCUUUAGGGACCUCUAAGUCCCUUACAUCGACUGUCAAGAACGCAUUCAGAUUAUCUUAUAUCUCUACUGUGAAUAAACACGUAUCUCUCUUGUGUAUAUGUACAGCUAUUGUUUUAAACAUUAUAUAAAUAAUUAUGUAACAACUGCAAUUUUUUUCUAUGAUUAAAGUAUAAUUUAUCA